This is a messenger RNA of Diachasmimorpha longicaudata, 2833 nucleotides long. It is a transcript of the gene FucT6, whose product is annotated as alpha-(1,6)-fucosyltransferase. Bases 542 to 2278 code for a protein of 578 amino acids. The transcript is spliced from 3 exons. Gene Ontology annotation, biological process: protein N-linked glycosylation. Gene Ontology annotation, molecular function: protein binding; alpha-(1->6)-fucosyltransferase activity. NCBI's taxonomy places the organism in Eukaryota, Metazoa, Arthropoda, Insecta, Hymenoptera, Braconidae. The record is from RefSeq and is a predicted model, not a curated record.
UUUAAGCUCCAUACAAACGAGUACAAAGCCUGUACAAACGAUAGAAUUAGAUCAUUUUGCGAAAAGCAGUCAUCUGUCAGUUAUCUAGUUACGAAUACAAUAGAGAGUGAAGAGGGUAGAUCAGAAUUGGAUCGAAAGGAUUGAGGUUAGGAUGUGAACUACUCCCCCCAGUUAAAGUGUAAUUUUGCCACGGUGGCCUAAGUGUCAUCAAUAAAUACAUCAACAGACCAUUCUCGACAAUUUUUUAUGAUCUGAUUAUUCAAAGCCUCUGUCAAAACAAUUGAGUAUUGUUGGUGCCCUUACCCCCAGAUGAAGAGGAAGAAAGGAAUGACUCGAGUUGCAUUAUUUUUAUAACUACAUAUAUUCCGUAGUUAUAGUACUGAAUUACACGUCACAGGUACGUGGAUUGAAUAGUGGUGAUCAUACACCUGCGAUAACAGCUUUGCGGGUGGAACAUGUGAAGUGGAGGAUGAUUAUGGCUAUUGAUGACACUAAAAUGUUAUAGCGAGUAUCUCAUCGCCACAGUCCAUCCGAUACAGAGAUGACAUUCUGGAGUGGAAGGCCCGGAUGGCUGGGCAAGUUGGGACUGUUCCUGUUGUUGGCCUGGCUGAUAGUCCUCAUCUUGUCGGUUUUCCACGUGAUGAGAAGUACUCCACCAUCCCACGACAUCAUGUCCCAGAUGGAAAAAGAGAAUACGCAGAAGUUGAACGAAAUGAUCGAGGAAUUUGGCAUUUUGAAAAAGCAGAACGAAGCUCUUGCCAAUUUGCUUCUGUCUGAUAAUUCCAGGGCAGCUAGGGGGGACCACUUGGUCGCCAUCAGAGACAAAUUAGACAUACAGAGGAUCGCUGAGGUCAGUGGACCCUCGUUCGAGUACGAAGAGGUCAGGAGAAAAAUCAAAAAUAAUAUUCAGGAAUUUUGGUACUACGUUACGUCGGAAUUGAAGAAAGUUAAGAAAUUGGCUGAUGAUUUUUCCAUGGACAAACGGAGUAAGGAUGUUGAUGAUUCUAUCAAGGACAUCUGGGAGCACAAGCGAGAGCUGAUGCUGGAGCUUGAUACGCUGGAGAGAGUCGAUGGCCACAGUAAUUGGAGAGUGAAGGAGGCUAAAGACUUGUCUGAUUUGGUUCAGAGGAGAUUCUCACAUUUGCAGAAUCCAUCAGACUGUAGUAAAGCCAAAAAGUUGACCUGCAGUCUCAAUAAGGGCUGUGGCUUUGGUUGCCAAAUACACCACAUAACCUAUUGCUUCCUCGUCGCCUACGGAACGGAGCGAACAUUAAUUCUAAAAUCAAAAGGUUGGCGUUACCAUAAAGACGGUUGGGAGAGUGUCUUCAAGCCCUUGAGCAAUACGUGCCUGUCAACAGCCGGCGAUUCUCACAGUAACUGGCCAGGGGACAGUACGAAGCAGGUGGUGGCUCUCCCAAUAGUGGACAACGUCUACCCAAAGCCUAAGUACCAGCCUCCCAGUAUCCCAGCCGACCUGGCCCCUCGGAUUCAAAAGCUCCACGGUCACCCCAUCGUCUGGUGGGUGGGGCAGGUCCUCAAGUUCCUGAUGAGACCUCAGGACAAUAUCAAGAAGGUCAUGGAUUACUCCAAGGAGAAACUCGGCUUCGAACGGCCCAUUGUGGGAAUUCAUGUGAGACGAACCGAUAAAGUGGGAACUGAGGCUGCUUAUCAUGACAUCGACGAGUAUAUGGUCAAAGUGGAUCACUACUUCAAUCAGCUAGAGACUGAACCCCCUGUCAGGAGGGUUUUUAUCGCAAGUGAUGAUCCCAAGGUGAUAACAAAUGCCAGAAAAAGGUAUCCCAGGUACGAUGUAAUCGGUGAUCCAGCUGUUGCAGAGACUGCCUCUGUCUCCAAACGAUACUCAGACUCGUCUCUCCAAGGAAUUAUCGUUGACAUUCAUCUUCUGUCACUCUGCGAUCAUCUCGUUUGCACCUUCAGCUCACAAGUCUGCAGAGUUGCUUAUGAGCUCAUGCAAACUUAUCAUGUCGAUGCACAUGAUAAAUUCACGUCUUUGGACGAUGUUUAUUACUACGGGGGACAAAACCCUAAUCCUGGAGUUGCUAUCCUCGAUCAUAUACCCAGGAGACCCGGCGAGAUACAGUUGAGAGUUGGGGACAAGAUCGAGGUUUAUGGGAAUCACUGGGAUGGCUACUCCAAGGGAAGGAAUAUGAGAACCAGUGUCACUGGACUAUUUCCCAGUUUUAAGGUGAAAAAUCCAGUUGCUGUUGUUGAGUUUCCAAAGUAUCCAGAUGUACCUAUAUAUAAUUCUGGGAAUUGAGGGGGGUAUUUAUUGGGUUUGUCAAUUUUUUGACUUCGAUUUUAUGCUUUUGACACCAGUGAAGGUUUUAUGGAGUUGUUAGGGGUUGUUCAAGCAUUUGGAUAUCAAUCAAUUAUCUAAGGUCUGGUGAAUUUGAUGGUAUCAAAUUCAACCAAAACUCAUUUCAUCUCAUUUUCAUUUUCACAUAAUUUCCAUAUACCUCACUAUUUUCCCCACUUUUUAUUUAUUGACUAAUGAUUAUCCAUGAGGAUGCCUCAUGCGUUGAGAUUAGCACACAAAACUGGGAAUGACUUUUUGUGAUUUCUAUCAGACGCACGCUUACCCUGAUACUUGAACAGUUGUCCCAGGAGAUAAAUUAUUUUCUUUACCUCCAAUGUACGAAGAGUAUGGGGGUAUAUCUACUCUAUACCUGAUCAGAUAGAAAUGAAGACAAAAUAAUGUAAUAUAUUUUAUACUGAGAAGAAGGGAGUGUUUGAAGUAAAAAAAGCGUCGACUUGUGACGCUAUAUUGUACAUUGUAACUAGAUUUUUCAUAAAUAAAUAUGGGAAGAUUCGA